AUGUUUAAAUUGGUGGUAUUGCUGUUAGCUUGUUUUGCUGUUUGUUUGGCUCGUCCUAGUCUCAUUGCUUCCUCACCAUCCUAUGUCAGCUACAGUGCUCCUGUUGCUGCGGUGGCCUAUCAUCAACCCGCCUUAGCUACUGUUGGAGCUGUGGUCAAAACUGUACCCACUUCCGUGUCUCAUGCCAGUCAUGCUGUGGUCCAUAAAUCCUCUCAAGUUGUCCAAGAUGUUGUGGCUCCUGUUAUAAAGACUACUUACACGGCUCCCGUUAGCUAUUCAACAUAUGCGGCUGCUCCCUUAAGUUACUCUUCAUAUGCUUCUCCUGUGGCUUAUAGUGCUUAG
Messenger RNA from Calliphora vicina (urban bluebottle blowfly), 342 nucleotides. RefSeq lists its product as uncharacterized. The coding region runs from base 1 to 342 and encodes 113 amino acids. The record is from RefSeq and is a predicted model, not a curated record. The transcript has 2 exons. Lineage: Eukaryota; Metazoa; Arthropoda; Insecta; Diptera; Calliphoridae.